Molecule: messenger RNA, 829 nt
Organism: Lycium barbarum (goji berry)
Lineage: Eukaryota; Viridiplantae; Streptophyta; Magnoliopsida; Solanales; Solanaceae
Exons: 2
Coding region: 289-717 (142 amino acids)
Source: RefSeq, a predicted model, not a curated record
CAUAACUCCUCACUUUUGAUAAAACUCAAAGGACAAAAACUACUCGGAUAAUACUUUGACCCUACUCUUAAAGCACAAGGGCCAUUUUGUUCAUUUUCUCUAUAUUUUAUGGUCUUCAACCUUAGAGGUGCAGUUGAAUUAAAAAAAAAAAAAAAAAAAAAAAGAGAGAGAGGGAGACUAGCAUAACAAUGAGUUUUCCAACGAAGAAAGGGGGAUGAUGAAACCAUUGAGUCAUAUGUGAAAAGAUUGAAAUCGGCAGCAAUCGACAGUCCAAUAUCAGAUUCGGACAUGGUGUUGCAACUUCUUGCUGGUUUGCCUAGUGAAUACGAGAUCCUCAAGAAAAUAAUAUCAUCAAGGUGGCCUCUCCCCACUUUUGAAGAUGCUUGUUCCAUGGUGUCCAUGCAGGAACGCAAAUUUUUGCAGGAUCAUCACGAGGGACAAAAUACAACUGAUCCUCGCGUUGGUGGUGAAGAGGAGUCGUCUUCUUUUUUUACCCUAGAGACGGGGGUUACUAUAGCGGGUAUAGUGGGUUCUUUACUGGGUGCAUUUGGUUUUGGGGGUGCAUCGAGGAUGAUUGCAAUUGGUUCAAUGAGUGCAGUGGGUGCAGCCUGGCUGGAAAAUUUGGCAGACGCCAAAAAAAAAGUGAUUAAUGAUAUGAAUAGAGCUCUAGUCUUAUUGUCAACUACCCUUGUUUCCUUUUUGUGUUUGUUGUUUUAAGUAAAUGGAUCUAACUAAUCUUCAUCUUCAAAAGCUUGAAUUGUUACUCCUAUUUAAAGUUUGAAUUUGAGAUGUAUGACAUGCAACAUGAUGUGAAGUUGAAGUUGUAUUA